AUGGCCAACAGCUGUUGCCCUGGAAAUGCCACCGUCAUUCCAACUGUGCCUACCAUCUCCACCUGCCCGACUGGAGACAGCUUCCGAUGUGCUAUCUGUUUGCCCAGUUCCUGCCAGAGCAGAACGUGGCAACUGGUCACAUGCCGAGGAAAUUACCAGCCAUCCAGCGGCACCCCUAGUGGCUGUGAGCCUGCUUCAUGUCAGUCUGCCUGUCUUUCAGCAAAUUCUUGUGUGGGUUUUGUUUGCCAGCCCAUGUGUUCCCGCAAAGCCGGCACCGGUCAAUCUCCUCAUAUUGUAGGCUUGUGCCAGCCAUUCUGCUUGGAAUCUGCUGGUCGUCAGGCAAAGGGCUGCGAUGCCAGUCCUGGCCCACAAAGUUCCUGCCAGGAACCUGUCUGCAUAUCUGGAUCAUGUCAGGAGGCUCGUGGCCAAUCAGUCUGCUGUGAUGCUGGAUCCUGCCAGCCAUCCUGCUCUGAAGUGACUUCCUGCCCUGAAACCUCUUGCCCACCAAUCAUCUGUGCAGCUAGUCCAUGCCAACCAGCUUGCUGCCAAGGAGGUUCAUGUCAACCAGUCAGGGGUGAAGGCCAACCCUGGAAAUCAACUUGUUAUCAACCCAUCUGCUACAUUUUCAAGCCGUGUCAACUAGUUCCCUGCAUACCCGUUCCCUGUCAGCCAUCGACUUGUGUGUUCAGCUCUUGCAGUCCUGCUUGCUGCGUACCUUCCUCUUGCCAUCUACUUCACACCCAACCAGCUCCUAACCUUGGCUUCAUCGGCCUGCCUGCAGCUAACUACAGACCAGCUUCCUGUGCCACUGUACUUUCUGGUCAACCAGCUUGUGACGGACCCAAUUCCUGUAACCAAAGUGGCUGCAAAUCCUCUUCCUGCCCAUCAGCUUGCUGUGUGACAGGUCUGAGCAAAUCAUCCAGUGGUGGCUCCAAUGGCUUGCCAACUUGCUGCCAACCCAGCUAG
Molecule: messenger RNA, 966 nt
Organism: Carlito syrichta (Philippine tarsier)
Lineage: Eukaryota; Metazoa; Chordata; Mammalia; Primates; Tarsiidae
Gene: KRTAP29-1
Product: keratin-associated protein 29-1
Exons: 1
Coding region: 1-966 (321 amino acids)
Cellular component (GO): keratin filament
Source: RefSeq, a predicted model, not a curated record